Molecule: messenger RNA, 1674 nt
Organism: Fomitopsis serialis
Lineage: Eukaryota; Fungi; Basidiomycota; Agaricomycetes; Polyporales; Fomitopsidaceae
Product: nucleoside phosphatase family-domain-containing protein
Exons: 2
Coding region: 1-1674 (557 amino acids)
Biological process (GO): nucleoside diphosphate catabolic process; protein N-linked glycosylation
Cellular component (GO): membrane; Golgi apparatus
Molecular function (GO): UDP phosphatase activity; GDP phosphatase activity
Source: RefSeq, a predicted model, not a curated record
AUGUUCGGCGUGCGAAGCCCUACAACAAGCAACUACGAGAGACUGGAGGGCGGCCAUGGGGUGAACAGGACGGGGAGUGCCCUGCGCUUUGCAGGCUGGAAGAAGUUCGCGUUGGCUGCGGUGCUGAUCGUCGGGCUCGUAUACGUCUUCGGGCACCGCAAGGAGAACAUCAUCCCGCAUGAGAUACCGUCAUAUCUCCGACCAGAUUGGUCUGGAGGGGACAAAUCGCCACUGCCGCCAGUAGUGCCAGACCCUAUCCCCGUCCCCGUACACGACGAUGACAUGAUUCCCCAACCACCACCGGGGCCGCCGACGGGUCCGGAGAACGACCCUGACCUCUCAAAGACCAUCCACUGUAUUGCACCAUACAAGCCGUCGCUGCCCCUCGUCCAGUAUGCCCUCAUGAUCGACGCCGGGUCGACUGGCUCGCGCAUCCACAUCUACAAGUUCAAUAACUGCGGCCCAUCGCCGGUGUACGAGUACGAGGUCUUCCGCAUGACACAGCCCGGUCUCUCGUCGUACUCCGGGAGACCACAGGAGGCGGCGCAAAGCCUGGACGUGCUCCUCGACGAGGCGGUGAAGAUCAUCCCCAAAGCCCUGCAGUCGUGCACGCCCGUCCAGGUUAAGGCGACAGCGGGGCUGCGGCUACUCGGGGCAGCUGAGAGCGCCGCCAUCCUCGACGCCGUCAAGGCGCACCUGCACACCAGGUAUCCCUUCAGCCUGAAGGACGACGACGGCGUCGUGAUCAUGGACGGCAAGGACGAGGGCGUCUACGCCUGGAUCACCGCCAACUACCUGCUCAACACGAUCCGCGGCGACUCGCCCGCGGGCACGCCCUCGUACGCCGUGCUCGACCUCGGCGGCGCGUCCACGCAGAUCGUCUUCGAGCCCGUCUUCGGCAAGCCCGACAGCACGCUCGAGCCGGGCGAGCACAAGUACGACCUCGCCUUCGGCGGGAAGACGCGCGUGCUCUACCAGCACUCCUACCUCGGCUACGGCCUCAUGCGCGCGCGCCAGAGCGUGCACCGCCUCGUCGAGUUCAUGGGCUCGCUCCGCGGGACGGGCAGCGGCGCGAACGCGACCGUCGCGAACCCGUGCCUCGCGCGCGGCACGCGCAAGGCCGUCGACGUCGAGGAUGCGCACGCGCCGGGCGGCGCGUUCGGCGUGACGAUGCUCGGCGCGGACGUCGGCGGCUUCGCGGCGUGCAACCGCGUCGUCGAGCUCGUCAUGGCGAAGGACGCGCUCUGCGAGGUCAAGCCGUGCGCGUUCGACGGCGUCUACCAGCCCUCGCUCAUGGAGACGUUCCCCGCGGGCAAGGUCCUGCUCCUCUCCUACUUCUACGACCGCCUCCAGCCCUUCCUCGACGCGGACCCUGCGCUCGCGAAGGCCCCGCUCUCCGUGUCGACCUUCGCGACGCUCGCGCAGCAGGUCUGCCUGGGCAAGCCGAGCUGGACGCAGCGCUGGGGCGCGAAUGCGGCGCUGAUGGCGGAGCUCGAGGGCCGCCCAGAGUGGUGUCUCGACCUGACGUUCAUGCACGCGCUCCUCCGACUGGGCUACGAGCUGGACGGCGGGCGCGAGGUGCAGGUCGGCAAGAAGAUCGAGGGCACGGAGCUCGGCUGGUGCUUGGGCGCGACGCUCGCGCUGGUCGGCGGCGACAUCAAGUGCAGGGUGUAG